AUGAGCGAUCGAGACAGCAGUGCACGACGAAGACGACGUAUGAAAGUUGAUCAGCAAGUUGCAAGUCCGAGAGGAAGCGCUGUAGUCCAGAGAAAUUUUGUCGAUGCAGAUGUAACGCCUGAAAAAGUAUCAAAGGGAACACCCUUAGAGGAUAUUAUCAAAAAAUAUGACCAACCUCCUAACAAUGAAGAUAUGGAGCGAGUCGAUAAGAACAGUCAUGCACUCAUGAUUUUACCAUUCAAAUUUGAUCCAUCUCUCCCUAAUGUUGAACCAGGCCCAAUUAAUUAUGAAAUGGGAUACUCUGAUAGAUGGGAAAAAAAUUAUGUACGCAUGCCAUGUUCACUAUAUUAUACAUUUAAAAACAAUCAACCUGUAUGGCUUACGAUUCGUGAAGAUUUGGGACAGCUGAAGAAAAAAUGUGAUGCUAAAUUAGCCACUUUUCAAGAUUUAAAAGCAACCAUCAUGCGAUGCGCUGGAAAUAAUUAUGAUACGUACUGCCUCGAAGUACUCAUCACUAGGAUGUAUGCACCCGAGGAGCAUAUUCAUUUUAUGUCAACUGUUCUAUCCAAUAUUUGUGAUUUAGCACUCAAUGUUAAUAUAUUCUGUAGUCGAUCACCACCAUUAUUACUCGCCGGAAACAAUCACUCAGUUACAAUGUCACAACGGCAAGCUGCUUCGUUACUAGCUUGUGCAUUUUUCUCCUUAUUUCCAUAUCGAUCUGAACACGAACCGACAGAAGAAUAUAAAAAAUUUCAAGAUCCAAAUUUCAUAAAAUUGUAUCAAUAUGGACCUUCACAGAAAAUCGAAAAACUUCGAUGCAUUUUACAUUAUUUUCAAAGGAUUACAAAAAGAAUGCCCAGCGGUGUUAUUACUUUUCAGCGUUUCUCAUUACCUGAGAGUGAACAUCCGAAUUGGUCGAAAUCAAAAGCAGAACUCUCUCAUAUACAUUUGACUAUGAGCGACAAAAUUGAAGACAUUGAUGGCGUUUUACAAGUUGACUUUGCUAAUAGAUAUAUCGGCGGCGGUGUUUUAAGUGCAGGAUGUGUACAGGAAGAAAUUCGCUUUUGUAUUUGCCCUGAAAUGCUUGUUAGUUUACUGAUUUGUGAAAAGAUGGAACCCAACGAAUGCAUAUUUCUUAUUGGAUGUGAACGAUAUGCGUCAUACAAAGGUUAUGCGGAGUCAUUUCAAUUCGACGGAAAUUAUAAAGAUAACACACCUAAAGACAAUUGGGGCAGAAAAUGGUGCCAUGUAGUAGCAAUGGACGCUAUUUGUUUCCCUGAUCCGAGGUCACAGUAUAACAUGAAGAAUAUUGAUCGUGAUUUACUUAAAGCUUACACAAGUUUCUAUCCGCAAGAUACAAAAAAGAAAGGCAAUGCGUGUUCCGGUAUUGCUACAGGAAGUUGGGGUUGUGGCGUAUUUAAUGGUGAUCGACAAGUGAAAGCAAUCAUUCAACUAAUGGCUGCUUCUGCAGCUGGACGCCCACUAAUCUAUGCAUCGUAUCUUGAUAAGAAACUGGUUAAAUCAUUCUUUGAAGUUCAUCAAUAUUUGUGGAAUCAAAAAGCAGAAGUACGGGAUUUGUAUCAGUAUCUGCAAAGAUAUUGUGGUCAACCUGAUCGACGCGAAUCACUAUUCGAAUAUAUUCUAAGGAAACCGAUUUCUUCUUUAAAAUCGUGA
This is a messenger RNA of Rotaria socialis, 1674 nucleotides long. The record is from the annotation of a GenBank genome assembly. NCBI's taxonomy places the organism in Eukaryota, Metazoa, Rotifera, Eurotatoria, Philodinida, Philodinidae.